AUGGACCCUUCAGGUGCCUUUAGCACAAGAGUGACAUCAGAAAUUCAAUCACAGCAAUCAGGACUAAGAAUGGGAACGCCUUCAAAUGAGUCGGGAGAAAAGGCGAAGCAAGCAAUUAAAGAUCAAAUAUUUCACGCCGCUAUGGAGAAUAAGUGGACAAAAGUUAAGCAUCUGUACAUCAACAACGAGUUCGUCCAUGAAUCCAAACUCACUCGAUCUGAAGAUACGGCUCUUCACUUAGCUAUCUCUUCUUACCAUCCAGAUCGAGACGACUCUAUACAGCAUCCUCAUCUUACUUGUAUCAAGGGUAUGAUUGCUAACAUACCAGAUAAAAAUCGACUACGUAUCUUAAAGCAGAAGAAUGAAAAAGGGAACACACCUCUUCACCUUGCAGCAGAACUCGGGAGUGUCUUGAUUAUUGAGUUUAUGGUAAACUCAAAAGACCCUCUCAUCUGGGAGACCAAUUCAAAAGGGGAAACCCCCUUAUUCGUAGCUGCUUAUCGUGGAAAGCUACAAGCUUUUCUCUACCUACUUAAGUGUUGUCAAAAUGAAAAAGGAGAAGGUCCAAUUGAACUUUGUAGGAGGGAAGAUGGGGAUAACAUUCUACACGCCGCCAUCUCUGGCGAGUACUUCGAGCUGGCUUUUCAGAUAAUACAUUACUAUGGGCGACUUGUCAACCGUUACAACGUAGAAGGCAUGUCUCCUCUACACUUCCUUUCCAGGAUGCCUCAAGUAUUCAAAAGUGGCAGCCAUUUUCGGUUCAUAGAUAGCAUCAUCUACUACUGCAUAAAUAUCGAAGAGCUAGAGCUAAUGACAUAUGAAGCCGAAGACAAAGAAGACUCAUAUCAUAAACUCGAGUGGAAUGUCCCAGAGAACUACCAAACAAUGGUGGAGUUCUUGGAACUACUUAGGAAUGGAACAUUGAAAACUCUAAAUUAUCUUAAGCGAACAUAUUUUUGGAAUCAAGAAGGCAAGUCUAAAGAGACUACUGGAGUAACUAAUGAGAAAAAAGAGAAGAAGUCUCAAGGCCAACAAAGUUAUCGUCAAAAUGACCUCGAGAAUCCCCCAAUUCAAGCUACUAUUGGAGUUACCAACAAGAUUCAAGAUAAUAAGUCUCCAGCUGAAAGGAAGAGAAACCGCAAGUUGUUUCCAGCCAAUUACACCAUCUUUAUCGAGUUCCUCAAAUGUCUAAUGAAGAUUGUACUAAUUGUAUUGGGUAUUGGACUCCAAAGGAUUAAAAAAUUAGAGGAAAGGAAACGGCAACAUACAUGGGGAGUUCAAAUUAUGAAGUUGAUGAUUGAGAAAGAAAAACGUUACGAAUUCUAUGAAAGUACUGGAGAGAAGCCAGAAGUAAAGGACCUCUAUAGACAAAUUGGAGCACCUCCUACAGCACCCCCCGUAACAGUUGAUGAUAUUAAAAAGGAAGACGGCUCUAGUAACAUUACACAGAUCGAGCAAUCACCAACUUCAAGCACAGAUAAGAAAACGAUAGAUGAUCCCAAGUCCGAAACGUCCAAGACCAAGGAGACACCCCUAUUAGUGGCAUCAAAGAUGGGUAUUGUAGAGAUGGUACAGAGGAUCCUCAAAAAGUUCCCAAUAGCCAUUCAAGAUACGGACUCUGACGAGAAGAACAUACUGCUUUUGGCUGUAGAGCAUAGGCAAACAGCCGUCUAUGAUUGGUUAAUAGGAGAAAAGUAUCCAGAGUACGUGUUUUAUCAGGUGGACAAACAUGGAAACAAUGCAGUGCACCUAGCUGCAAUGUAUCAGAAGCUUGAGGUGUGGCGCAUCCCUGGUAGUGCUCUACAGUUGCAAGGUGAAAGGAAGUGGUACAAGUACAUCAAGCACACUCUGCCACCACAAUCAUAUGUUCGUCAUAACAAAAAAGGUCAGACACCAAGACAGAUCUUCGGAGAGACACAUGCAAAGUUACUCAAUGAUGGAACUCAAUGGCUCGUCACAACUGCCAAUUCAUUCUCUGUUGUAGCAGCACUGAUUGCUACAGUUGCAUUUGCUACAUCUGCCACAAUCCCAGGCGGAGCCGAUGAUAAAGGCCAUCCACACUUGGCAAAUCAACCUGCUUUUGACGUGUUUUCUAUAUCAUCACUUGUUUCUCUUUGCUUCUCUGUCACGGCCCUGGUGUUUUUCUUAGCUAUCCUCACAUCUCGAUGCCAACACAAUGAUUUCGAGAAAGACUUGCCAAGAAAGUUGCUCCUUGGAUUAACUUCUCUUUUUGCCUCAAUAACUGCUAUCUUGGUCUCAUUCUGUGCUGCACAUUUCUUUGUCCUCAGGGAUAAAUUCAGGAAUGCGGCAUUUCCAGUAUAUGGGGCAACAUGCAUACCUGUGGUGUUUUUUGCAUUUAAUCAAUUCCCUCUCUAUGUUGAUCUUAUAAGGUCAUACAUCCAAAAGCUACCACUUCGUAGCUAUAAGGUGUUUUAUACCGAUUCCUCAGAAGCAACUAGCUCAGAUCAGAUGAAAGAUGGUAAAGAAAAGGAUGAUUGAAACAGGGAGAAAUAUGACAAGAGCAGAGCAUUGAACGGUUUCCUACUUCAGUUUCCAAAUAAGA
Solanum dulcamara is the source of this 2563-nucleotide messenger RNA. RefSeq lists its product as uncharacterized. The transcript has 11 exons. Gene Ontology annotation, molecular function: protein binding. NCBI's taxonomy places the organism in Eukaryota, Viridiplantae, Streptophyta, Magnoliopsida, Solanales, Solanaceae. The record is from RefSeq and is a predicted model, not a curated record. Bases 1 to 2499 code for a protein of 832 amino acids.